CGCAGCUAAUGGUGGAAAUAAGAGGUUUGGAAAGUGUAGCCUUCAGGAUUAGGGACAAAACAAAAUAUGAAUGUGUGCAACAGUACUGAUCUUCCUGAAGUUGAAAUCAUCAGUCUGCUGGAAGAACAGCUGCCCCAUUACAAGCUAAGAGCAGAUACAAUCUAUGGUUAUGACCACGACGACUGGCUUCACACGCCUCUCAUUUCUCCUGAUGCCAAUAUUGACUUAACAACGGAACAAAUAGAAGAGACAUUGAAAUACUUCCUUUUAUGUGCUGAAAGAGUGGGCCAGAUGACUAAAACAUACAAUGACAUAGAUGCUGUUACACGUCUUCUUGAAGAGAAAGAGCGAGACUUGGAAUUAGCUGCUCGGAUUGGCCAGUCACUGUUAAAGAAGAAUAAAACGCUAACCGAGAGAAAUGAAUUGCUUGAGGAGCAGGUAGAACAUAUCAGAGAAGAGGUUUCUCAGUUGCGCCAUGAGCUGUCCAUGAAGGAUGAGCUGCUCCAGUUCUAUACUAGUGCUGCUGAAGAAAGCGAGCCGGAAUCCAUCUGCACUACACCGCUGAAGAGGAACGAAUCAUCGUCCUCUGUCCAGAACUAUUUUCACUUGGAUUCUCUUCAAAAGAAACUCAAAGACCUUGAGGAGGAGAAUGUUGUGCUUAGAUCAGAGGCCUGUCAGCUGAAGACUGAAACAAUUACUUAUGAAGAGAAAGAACAGCAGCUUGUAAAUGACUGUGUGAAAGAGCUGAGGGAUGCAAACAUCCAGAUUGCCUCUCUCUCCGAAGAGUUAGCAAAGAAAACUGAAGAUGCUGCCCGGCAGCAGGAAGAGAUCACCCAUCUUCUCUCUCAGAUAGUUGAUCUUCAGAAAAAGGCAAAAGCUUGUGCAGUUGAAAAUGAAGAACUUGUCCAGCACCUGGGGGCAGCCAAAGAUGCUCAGCGGCAACUCACAGCAGAAUUGCGAGAGUUGGAAGACAAGUAUGCAGAGUGCAUGGAGAUGCUUCAUGAGGCGCAGGAAGAGCUGAAGAACCUUCGGAACAAGACUAUGCCAAAUGCCAUAUCACGUCGCUACCACUCCCUAGGCCUCUUUCCCAUGGACUCCUUGGCAGCAGAGAUAGAAGGGUCAAUGCGGAAAGAACUGCACCUGGAUGAGCCCGACGCUCCUGACUUAGUUCAUCAGAAGCGAGUCUUUGAGACUGUGAAAAAUAUAAACCAGGUUGUCAAGCAGAGAUCCAUGACUCCAUCUCCAAUGAAUAUCCCAGGCUCCAAUCAGUCUUCUGCUAUGAACUCAGUCAUUUCUAGCUGCAUCAGCACUCCACGUUCCAGCUUUUAUGGAGGAGACAUCUCCAACAUUGUGAUAGACAACAAAACCAAUAGCAUCAUUCUAGAAACGGAGCCUUCUGACAAUGGAAAUGAAGAUAAAACUAAGAAGCCUGGAACCCCAGGAACCCCAGGCUCUAGUGACCUGGAGACUGCCCUACGAAGACUGUCCCUUCGGCGAGAGAAUUACCUCUCAGAGAGGAAGUUCUUUGAAGAAGAGCAGGAAAGGAAGUUGCGGGAACUGGCGGAGAAGGGUGAACUCCACAGUGGUUCCAUUACUCCAACGGAAAGUAUCAUGUCACUGGGAAUGCACUCCAGGUUUUCAGAAUUCACUGGCUAUUCAGGAAUGUCCAUCAGCAGUCGCUCCUAUCUUCCAGAGAAGCUUCAGAUUGUGAAGCCCCUAGAAGGUUCUGCCACUCUGCAUCAUUGGCAGCAGCUCGCUCAGCCCCACCUUGGGGGAAUUUUGGACCCAAGGCCUGGGGUUGUCACGAAGGGCUUCAGAACUCUGGACCUUGACGUGGAUGAAGUGUACUGCCUUAAUGACUUUGAGGAAGAUGAGACAGGUGACAUUUCUUACAAGGGCCUAACUACCUCGACGCCAGUUCAGCACACAGAGACCUCAGGUGAGAGGUCACAAGCACAAGUGACUGUUUCAGACAGCAAGAAUAAUCCAAGCCAGUCUCAGGCUUUCACAGAGGAGAUGCAGGACUCCACGACUGCCGGUGAUGAGGGGUCUGUACAUCAUCCUGGGAAGUGCAUGUCACAAACCAACUCCACCUUCACCUUCACCACCUGCCGCAUUCUGCACCCCUCCGAUGAGCUCACCCGAGUCACUCCAAGCCUUAACGCAGCACCUACUCCAGCUUGUGGCAGCGUUAGCAAUUUAAAAGGCACACCAGUGGCCACCCCGUGCACCCCUCGACGUUUAAGCUUGGCAGAAUCCUUCACUAACCUCCGGGAAUCAACGACUACUAUGAGCACAUCCUUGGGACUGGUGUGGCUGCUUAAAGAACGGGGGAUCUCUGCAGCCGUGUACAAUCCACAAAGCUGGGACAGAGCUAGCAAGGGCACUCUCCUGACCACGUAUUCUCCUAAAAUGGCUAUCAUUCCUUCGACUCCUCCAAACUCCCCUAUGCAGACUCCCUCUUCCUCCCCUCCAUCUUUUGAAUUCAAGUGCACCAGUCCACCUUAUGACAACUUCCUGGCUUCCAAACCUGCCAGCUCCAUUUUGAAGGAGGUGAGAAAUAAAAAGAACAUCAGGAACAGUGAGAGUCAGACUGAUGUGUCUGUCUCCAACCUUAAUCUUGUGGACAAAGUGAAGCGGUUCGGGAUUGCCAAAGUAGUUAGUUCGGGGCAAUCACAAGCUCCUUCCUUAAGCGAUGACCAGGGACCUCUUCUCUGUGGGGCACAGGGACCAGUGAGGGCCUUUGUUCCCACAGGCCUAGCGCCAGAAGGUCUACCCUUGGGCUGCCCUGCUGUAACAAGUGCCAUUGGGGGCAUUCAACUGAACAGUGGCAUUCGAAGGAACCGGAGCUUCCCAACUAUGGUGGGCUCCAGCAUGCAGAUGAAAGGCCCUGCAACUCUCACUUCAGGCAUCCUCAUGGGAGCCAAGCUACCGAAGCAAACUAGUUUACGGUGAAGGAUUAAUUUUUAUGGCUUGUCUUUUAAACAGAUACCAGGAAUCCUCCUUUUCCAGUCCUUUUUGUUUUUUCUUCCAUUGCCUCCUGAGUUUGACAAAUCAACUUUGUGCCUAAUGGGAGAAGCGUGUAAAUUUGUACAAUGUGUAAAUAUGUACUUGAAUCUGAUAUAUUGUAACUAAUUGGAUUAUUUUACUGUCAACUGAGUGCAAAAUGUUCUUAACACUGCAAUUUGCUGUACUGAGGGUUUAACUUGCUAACCUUUUGAAAGGGUUAUUUUUAAAGAUGCACUGAAAAAAAGAGACAAAAAAAUCCUAACUAGAAAAGUGAAAUUCUGUAGCUAGGCUAACUUGACAGUUGGAAAGCAUAGCAAGGCUGCUGGAUUAUUGAUUAAUACCUGAGACUUUGAAUAACAGCACACAGGGCGCCUGUGAGCAUUUAUACUUCAUUAAAUGCUUUAAAAAUCACUGUUCAGCAUUUGUUAUUUACAUUUUGCAUUUGUGGUGUUGGGCUAUUUGAAUGCAUGCCUGACCUAAUGAGACUUCUAUUGUUUUCUACCGCACCCCCAUCAUAAAACUUGAAAUAACCAUGUUUUCGAGGUCAGCAGGUCUGCUGGGUGCCUGAAACAAUGAUACAUUUCCACUACUGCUGUUUCACCUGUCACAUCUAUAUUCUGUGUGACUUUGUGUUGGCUUUUUUUCACCCCCCUGAUGCUGCACUGGACUGUAGAAGGGAAAAUGCUUUAUAUUAUGUUCCAUUGCUAACACUGAAACACACCUUGCAAACUAUCCCUAAAAGAGUAGUGUUCAUGAUUCAUAAGGAAACAUGGCAGCCUCAUUCUGGGAGCCAAAGUAGCUGAAUGGAUUGGAAAAUAUAGUGUUCUUUUAGAACGAUAUUAAGCAGUAUUGGGAAAAGGUGUGUCCGUGAAAUACCAUGCAGGGAAGAACCACAAAAGCAUUUAGUAGCAGAUUGGUACAAGUGAAAGAGAACAACUUCUGAGCUUCUGUUUGCCUGUUUUCUCUACAGUUUUUAUACAUAAAGAAUAUACAAAUGUUAAGUGGUUUUGUAACUGCGUGAGAGUCUGUCUGUCUUUCACUGUGUUUUCAGAGAAACCUGUUUUCCUACAGGUCCAACCUUGCUAGAAGGAACAGUUUGGAUUUUGGUCAGAAGAACCUAACGUAUGUUGGAAUAUUCCUCCCUGCCUGUCCCAAUUCUAUGUUUAGGUGCUUGUAAUAAGAUUCGAUAGCUCUUGAAAUAAAAAUGGACAAAAAAUUACUGACUUCAUAGCCAAAGCAAGGCCGUCUUUCAGCUUCUAGUUUGUUUGUUUUUUAAACUUCUGGCAUCUACUUUUUUUUCCCCUUGCAAUUCAAGCACCUAGUUUGUUUAUUGCCACCAAUACUGCACUACUUGUAACUGCCAUGAAUUGCCAUUUGUACCAGACUGUUACUAAAUCAUUAGCACUGAUCAUUUAUUAUAUAAAUGGAACUGUCUUUUAGUCUUUGACAAGAGAUGGGUGUGUUUUGUUUUUGUUUCUGGUUUUGUUUUGUUUUUUUGAAUGAGGUAGAUACUAGAGUAGUGCAAUGGACACUAAGGAUAUUUUGAGAGAAAACACAUGAUCCAAAUACUGCAUGUGUUUUGAAGACUUCUAUUUAUUAUACGAACUUAAAAAUGUUUUAGUAAAAUGUCAUCAGCUCUAUUUGCUGUUGUAUGCGUGCACUUAUUGCAAGUAACUUUAAGUAUCUUUUUAUUUGAAUGUAUUCUAAAACAGUAGAUAGAAUAACAAUUGUUUCUGAAACAUCAUAGACUUAUAUGGACCAUUUUAUGUACCCAGAGAGAAAAAGCAAUACCAUAUGAGAAUUUAAAAUGUUAAACUUUAUCAUGCAAUUGGGAAGUAUUACUUAGCCUUUAAAGAGACAGUAGGAAGUAUCCAACCGCCAGAAAAAAAAAUGAUUGUAACAUGUCAGAAAGAGAGAACUUAAAUUUCUUCACGGAUGAAUAUCAAUAAAAUCAAAUGAAAAUUA
Gavialis gangeticus (Gharial) is the source of this 4974-nucleotide messenger RNA. RefSeq names its product trafficking kinesin protein 1 (gene TRAK1). Lineage: Eukaryota; Metazoa; Chordata; Crocodylia; Gavialidae. Gene Ontology annotation, cellular component: dendrite. Gene Ontology annotation, molecular function: GABA receptor binding. The record is from RefSeq and is a predicted model, not a curated record. The coding region runs from base 67 to 2955 and encodes 962 amino acids. Gene Ontology annotation, biological process: anterograde axonal transport of mitochondrion; endosome to lysosome transport; neurogenesis. The transcript has 16 exons.